UUGAGAGUGUCACCAUGGGAAUACUUAGGACAAGGAGGAGUAGCUUAAGGCAAGCAUGUCCCAGGAAAGAUUCUAACAAGGACAAAAACUCACCCAGCCUGGCACCCUCCAGAUGUUUUUGAAUGGCUGGGAGUUAGUUCAAUAUAUCUGGAGAGUGGCUACGUUAGACAAUCCUUGUAGAAACUGGGUGGGGCAGAGUGAGCAAGAGCAAGGUGGAAGUGGAGGUAACUGGGAAAUUGUAAAAUAAGAAUUAGGUCAGAAGAGGGCAGCUCAGCUGCUGCUUCUGACUCCCUAUUAAUGACUGAGAGUCUCCAUAUUAAGAUCUACCAUUGGGUUACUCCUGCAGGUCUUUGCACCAAAGGGGAGAGGCAAUCAACCCAGGGAGAGGUGUUCUAAACAGGAUUGCUUAACAACCUGGAUCCAUUCCAGCAUCACAUGCUCUACUAAACCAAACUCAAGGUCAUUUGCUUAUCCAGGAAUAUCAGCUUUAUCAGAUACUGGCUUUUGCUGUAUUAAAAGAGAAAGCUUGCCUGCAGUGUGGGUGUCUAAGCAUGUUAUAAUAUGAGAGUGUGGUUAGAAAAGUGGUGGGAAGAAAUGGAUUGUGAUAUCUAAUGUAGAUAUUAGGAAAAUUAGCAUGCAUGUGCCAGUAAGGGUAACAUAGAUGACCCAAGGAACUGAAAGCAAGCUUCAUGAGGAGAAGUUUAAAAGGGCUCUGCCUGUCAUCCCAUCAUCAAUAGCCAUUCAGUAUAAUGUGAUGCUGAUUUGCAAUGUAGAUGAAUCAGGAGAAAGCCCACCUCCCUAGCAUCUGCAAACUAUGCAUACACGGUCCAAGCAGAAACUAUCCCCAAUCUUAUGCAGCCUUUCUCAGAUUUCUUCCUGCAUGAAUAAGAUUGCUUUUGGUGGCUUCCAAGCUAGGGCUCUCAUACUGUUACUACUGUGUUGAUUUUUGGAUCUGCCUGUUAAAUAAAAUGCACAAUCCUCAUGUGUUAUAAUUUGGUUUAAUUUGGAAAGCUUGCUCAAGUUGUGUUUGCAUCUCUUUGUUUCUUUUACAUAGUAUAUUGUUCUUCUAACUAGCCCUAGGGAAGGGUGAGGACUCUGAAACCUGAUGACUUGAGAUUUUUUUUUUACUGAGCAUUACUCACCUUGAAAUAUUCUCUGACACUGUAAGAACAGUAACAAAGCAGAAGAUUCUGAGAGUGGUGGUUUCUAUACCUACCAUUGCGUUAUGCAGAAAUACAGCAUACUUGCACUUCUGAUUAGAUAGGGGCUCAAACAUCAUCUCCUCUUUCUCAUGUAUACUCUCUUGCUGCCAUUGAAUAUCCCCCCAACAGGCAGUGAAGUGCCUUUAGUUACCAGGGUUUGCUGGGUGGAAUGACUCUGGCAGCUUCAUGUCUCAGGAGCUCCAGUGAUGAUAAAUGGUGCCAUUCUCCAGUUAGUACCCUCUCCUGCUGAUUCUCAGGAAUAUGUUUGCUCAGUUACUGCCAUUUUGGGGGCAGAUAGAAGCUGCUCUUCACAACUGGAAAGAAUGCAAGAAGUGGGCAACUAGGGCUGCAGAAUGUGCAUCCUCUGAUCUCCCUUUGCCAAAGGUUCCUUUUGGAAAUUCUAGGGCACAGGACUCCUUUAUAUAUUGCAAGAGGAACCACAAGCAAGAGCUAUAGCAGGCUCUAAAUCUAAACGAACAGCUCAGAAUUUAAGAAUUUGGUUUCCUAUGAUGUGAAUGCCAAGAACUGCUCACUGGCCUCUGGAAGAAGAACCUGAAUCUGCCUGUUUGGGACUUUAAAAAUCUAGAAAGGUCCUUAAUGGAGUGGUCCUGGAAACAAAAUUCGUAGCCAUCAUGGGGCAGAGUGAAUCAGAACCACAGGAGGAGCAAGAGGUGUUGGGUGUUGUGAUAGGAGUUGGGCUGUCAGUGCUGCUUGUUGCUGCUUUGAUCCUGGUGAUGAUUCGCCAGUUUCGUCUUCAGAAUGUUCAGGCUCAGGAGCAGCCCAAGUAUCGAUUUCGCAAGCGGGACAAAGUAUUGUUCUAUGGACGAAAGAUUAUGCGCAAGGUUUCUCAAUCUACAUCAUCCCUUGUAGAUACCACCAUCUCUGCUUCUCGGCCACGCAUGAAGAAGAAGCUCAAGAUGCUAAAUAUUGCCAAAAAGAUCCUGCGCAUCAAGAAGGAGCUUCCCACUCUUCAGCUGAAGGAGCCACCUCCCUCUGUCCUGGAGGCUGAUCUCACAGAGUUUGAUGUAGCCAAUUCCCACCUCCCUUCAGAGGUGUUAUACAUGCUGAAGAAUGUGCGGGUUCUGGGCCACUUUGAGAAGCCCUUGUUCCUGGAGCUGUGCAAGCACAUGACCUUCCAACAGUGUCAGCAGGGUGAAUAUGUGUUUCGUCCUGGCCAGCCUGAUACCAGCAUCUAUGUGGUCCAAGAUGGAAAGCUAGAGCUCUUCUUGUCUGAACAGGAUGGGAAAGAGACCCUUGUGAAGGAAGUAUUUCCUGGUGACAGCGUCCAUAGUCUUCUCAGCAUCCUGGACGUCAUCACGGGUCACCAACGGCCAUACCGCACAGUAUCUGCACGGGUGGCUGAAGACUCCACAGUGCUGCGUCUCCCAGUGGAGGCCUUCUCAGCUGUCUUUGAGAAGUACCCUGAGAGCCUUGUCCGGGUGGUGCAGAUCAUAAUGGUGCGCCUGCAGAGAGUCACUUUCUUGGCCCUGCACAACUACCUUGGCCUGACAAAUGAACUUUUCAGCCAUGAGAUGCAACCCCUGAGGCUUUUCCCCCAGUCAAGCCACCCCUCCCGUACCAGUCCCAUCCGCCACAGCAAGCGUGUCAUCAGUGCCUCUUCUAUUGAGGAUGCUAGAGAUGGUGCUGUCAGGCAGCCAGACAUUUCCUCGAGAGACCAGGGUGACUCACUGAAGCCUGGUCUGUUGGAGACCCCUGCUGCCCCACAGUUGAGCCGUUGCAUCUCUAUGCCAGUUGAUAUCUCAGGGAUCCAGAAGGGCCCCCGCUCAGAUUUUGACAUGGCCUAUGAACGUGGCCGCAUCUCAGUGUCCCUUCAGGAAGACAGCUCUGUGUCAUUGGCUGGCUUUGCCCGGUCCAUCUCCCAUGAACCCCGGGAACGGAAGUCGGUUACAGUGGAGGAGCAGCCGUCUGGGAUCUACCGCUACAACUACUGUGAGGAUGACUCGGCAACUGGCAACUGCCCCUUUGGCCCAUACCAAGGGCGACAGACUAGUGCCAUCUUUGAGGCUGCCAAGCGGGAGCUAGUCAAGCUUAUGAAGAUUGAGGAUUCCUCCUUAUUGAACAACCGAGUAUUGCUACACCAUGCCAAGGCUGGGACAGUGAUUGCCCGUCAAGGAGAUCAGGAUGUCAGCCUGCACUUUGUGCUGUGGGGCUGCCUUCAUGUUUACCAAAGGAUGAUCGACAAGGCCGAAGAUGUCUGCCUCUUCUUGACACACCCUGGCGAGAUGGUGGGCCAGCUGGCUGUGCUCACCGGGGAACCACUCAUCUUCACCAUCAAGGCCAACCGCGACUGCACGUUCCUCAAGAUCUCCAAGUCGGACUUCUAUGAAAUUAUGCGAGAACAACCGAGUGUGGUGCUGAGUGUUGCUCAUACUGUGGCAGCGCGGAUGUCACCCUUUGUGCGUCAGAUGGACUUCGCUAUCGACUGGAUGGCUGUGGAGGCUGGGCGGGCCCUUUACAGGCAGGGUGACAAGUCAGACUGCACCUACAUUGUGCUGAAUGGGCGGCUGCGCUCUGUGAUCCAGAAGGGCAAUGGCAAGAAGGAGCUGGUUGGGGAAUAUGGGCGUGGGGACCUCAUUGGAGUGGUAGAAGCCCUGACCCACCAAGUUAGGGCCACCACUGUCCAUGCGGUGAGGGACACGGAGUUGGCCAAGCUCCCAGAAGGCACCCUCAGCAACAUUAAGCGACGUUAUCCUCAGGUUGUUACCCGUCUUAUUCAUCUGCUAAGUCAGAAGAUCCUGGGAAACUUGCAGCAGUUACGUGGCCCUUUCCCAGGUUCUGGUCUUGCCAUGGCCCCCAGCUCAGAGCUGACCAACCCAGCCAGUAACCUCUCAACAGUAGCGGUCCUUCCUGUGUGUGAUGAUGUGCCCAUGGCAGCCUUCACCUUGGAACUCAAGCAUGCACUGAAUGCAAUUGGCCCAACUCUGUUACUCACUAGUGACAUCAUCCGAGCUCGUCUUGGAGCCUCAGCGCUGGACAGCAUCCAUGAAUAUCGACUGUCUGGCUGGCUGGCCCAGCAGGAGGACAUCCACCGCAUCGUGCUGUACCAGACUGAUUACACCUUGACUCCCUGGACAGUGCGCUGCAUCCGCCAAGCUGACUGCAUUCUCAUCGUGGGCCUGGGUGACCAGGAGCCCACACUGGGCGAGUUAGAGCAGAUGCUGGAGAACACUGCAGUGCGAGCUCUGAAGCAGCUCAUCCUUCUGCACCGUGAGGAUGGUCCCAGUCCUGCCCGCACUGUAGAGUGGCUGAACAUGCGCAGCUGGUGCUCUGGACACCUACACAUCAAAUGUCGGCGGCGGGUCUUUUCCCGGCGAAGUCCCAACAAGCUGAGAGAAAUGUAUGAGAAGGUCUUUGAGAAGACUGCAGAUCGUCAUAGUGACUUCUCCCGUUUGGCAAGAGUUCUUACAGGCAACACAAUUGCUUUGGUUCUGGGCGGUGGUGGGGCCAGGGGCUGCUCUCACAUCGGGGUGAUCAAGGCCAUGGAGGAAGCUGGUCUCCCUAUCGACCUGAUUGGAGGUACCUCAAUUGGCUCCUUCAUUGGUGCCCUCUAUGCUGAGGAGAGGAGUGCAGUGCGCACCAAGCAGCGAGCCAGGGAGUGGGCCAAAAACAUGAAUUCAGUGUUUGCAACAGUGCUGGACCUCACUUACCCCAUUACCUCCAUGUUCUCUGGUUCUGCCUUCAACACUAGCAUUCACAAGGUGUUCCAGGAUAAGCAGAUUGAGGAUUUGUGGCUUCCUUACUUUAAUGUGACAACAGACAUCACAGCCUCUGCAAUGCGAGUCCACAAGGAUGGCAGCGUGUGGCGCUACAUCCGGGCCAGUGCAUCUUAUACCCCCUAUUUGCCUCCUAUCUGCGACCCCAAGGACAGUCACUUGCUUGUGGAUGGCUGCUAUGUUAACAAUGUCCCAGGCUCGCUGUGGCGGUACGUGCGAGCUAGCAUGACCCUUUCCGGGUAUCUACCGCCACUCUGCGACCCCAAGGAUGGCAAUUUACUGAUGGACGGCGGCUACAUCAACAACCUUCCAGCUGAUAUUGCUCGCAACAUGGGUGCCAAGACAGUAAUUGCCAUUGAUGUGGGCAGCCAGGAUGAGACCGACCUUUGCAACUAUGGGGACAGCCUGUCGGGCUGGUGGUUGCUCUGGAAACGCCUCAAUCCUUGGACCGAGAAGGUCAAGGUGCCUGACAUGGCAGAGAUCCAGUCCCGCCUAGCUUAUGUCUCAUGUGUGCGGCAGCUGGAGGUGGUGAAGAGCAGCUCGUACUGUGAGUACAUUCGCCCUCCCAUCGAUCGCUUCAAAACCAUGGACUUUGGCAAGUUCGACGAAAUCUACGACGUGGGUUACCAGCAUGGAAAGGUGGUGUUUGAUGGUUGGAGCCGCGGCGACAUCAUGGAAAAAAUGGUCAAGGACUGGCACUCGGCAGACUUCUAUGAGAGCAAACGCAUGGACGUGAUGAUGUGUCCCAGUGCAGGAUUUACAGACCUGGCAGAGAUUGUGUCUCGCAUUGAGCCAGCUAAGAGCUACCUGUCGGAUAGCUAUGCAGAUGGAGAGGAAUCAGACUACCUGACUGAGUAUGAGGAGGAAGGCAUGGAUGCUGUGCGGGAGGAAGAAGGGGAGGAGAUGCUCUUUGCCCCAGCAGAGCAGAAUGGCACCUUUGAAACAGAUGAAGAAAAGAACCUACGAUAUCGCCAAGGGACUCUUCAGAAGCCCCCUGCCUCUCUAGCCACUCCCACACCCUGAGGGGGCAGAGUUACUGAACUUCUCUGACCAAAUCUUACCCCUACCUUAUGAGGGACUAGGCAGACUGGUGGGAGGUGGGAGGGGGCAGAGUCCUCCCCACAAAAUUGCAUACUGUUUCGCCUUUUACUGUCCUGUUGGCACUGAGGUGUGCCUCCAGGGCUUUGGAACACCCUUUUAUCUCCUCUAGCAAUGGCAGAAGCUAACUCACUGGAACGGUUCUUCCCUGCAUUAAGCAGGGACUGUGGCAAAAUGAACAAGGUCCAGCAGUGCCUGACCAGGACUAUAACUUGGCACUGCCAAGAGGUGGGGAUGGGGAAGCCACUUUACAAAUCCCCCUUCUCUCAGGUCUGGAAUGGUAACUACUGGCUUGUUUGCUAACAGGAACUUAGCAACAGAAGAUUUUCAGUCCUUAUGAGCCACCCAUCUGCUCCAUCUUGCUGCUGCUCAAAAGAUCCCAUCAGUGUGGGGAAAGCACUUUAUUUACUCUGCAUUCUCUGUUAGGAAAAGUAGAUGGGGAGAAGAGGCAGAUUGCUGUUGAGCUGGCAGAGUUUCAGGGCCCCCAGCUGCCUCCCUGCUCUUCAAGCUUUCCACUCCAGGCAUGAGCAGUUCUGCAAGCAGCACCACUGGUGGAGUGCAGAAGCCAAUGUUGUUCCUGUGUUGACUAACUUAUUCCUGCUUGGAGCUGCACCCCAUCAUCUCUUGGUUUUUAUGUUCCAAACCAGCCAGAGGUUCAGGCUGUGGACUGCAUUGACUGUUCUCUGUUUUUAUUUAUAAAGAGACAAAACAACUGAAAAGUAUUUCUGUGUAUGCUGGUAACAAGAUGAUGGACUGUUCUUGUCACCCUGGCACUGAUGAGAUAGGGUGUCCUGUGAGUGGGGGCCAUUCAAACAGAUUAGUGUGUUCUUCCUCUUUCAGAUCCUUCAGCUGCAGAGGAUUCCAGUCCUUCAAUGCAGCCUGUUUUCUGGCCCUCCUCUGCAUCCUCUCUAGCUUAUGAGGCAGAAAGCAAACAUUGUUUCUGUUUUAUGGGAAGUGAUAGUUCCACUGUGCUGGUCAGACUCACUUCAAACACUGUGUCCAGUUCUGAGCACCACAGUUUAAGAAGGGUUCCGAUAAAUUGGAGCAAGUUCAAAGAAGGGCAACAAAGAUGACCAGAGAAUAGCAACUAAGUCCUACAAGGAACAAUUGAAAGACUGGGUAUGUUUAGCCUUGAAAAGACUGAGAAGGCAUACAAUAGCACUUCUCAAGUGCCUAAAAGAUUGUCACAUAAACCAUAACAAAACUAUGAUGAGAACCAGUGUAGCUUAAUAUUUAGAGUAUUGACCUGGGACUCAUCACUCAUCCAUGAAGCUCACUAGGUUACUUUGGGCCAGUUGCUGAUUCUCAACCUAACGUUGUUGUGAAGAUAAAAUGGAGAAGAGGAUUGUGUAUGCCGCCUUUAGUUCCUUGAAAGAAAAAGAGUGGGAUAUAAUAAAGAAUAAAAGAGCAAAAUGUGCAAUUGAAACCA
This is a messenger RNA of Varanus komodoensis (Komodo dragon), 7463 nucleotides long. It is a transcript of the gene PNPLA6, whose product is annotated as patatin like phospholipase domain containing 6. Bases 1835 to 5959 code for a protein of 1374 amino acids. Gene Ontology annotation, molecular function: phosphatidylcholine lysophospholipase A1 activity. The record is from RefSeq and is a predicted model, not a curated record. The transcript is spliced from 36 exons. Gene Ontology annotation, cellular component: endoplasmic reticulum. Gene Ontology annotation, biological process: lipid metabolic process. NCBI's taxonomy places the organism in Eukaryota, Metazoa, Chordata, Lepidosauria, Squamata, Varanidae.